Cokeromyces recurvatus is the source of this 279-nucleotide messenger RNA. RefSeq lists its product as uncharacterized. The coding region runs from base 1 to 279 and encodes 92 amino acids. NCBI's taxonomy places the organism in Eukaryota, Fungi, Mucoromycota, Mucoromycetes, Mucorales, Mucoraceae. The transcript has 3 exons. The record is from RefSeq and is a predicted model, not a curated record.
AUGAAAGAAAAUCGAAUACUUCAAAUGAAAACGGGCAUUUUUGCUGAUUCACAGCAGCAACAAACAAAACGUUAUCAUCUCAUAAAGGUUGCUCAAAAUAAUAAUGCACAAUCAGUAACAUAUGAAAAUAAAGGCAUUCAAACAGCUAAGAUUGAAUUAAAUAAGCCUAUUAUAAACGAAACUAUUUAUCAUCAAAAAGAAAUCAAUAUGUUACAAAGUCAAUUUCAACAGUUAUUAAAUGCAAAGAAUCAAGAACUUAAAGAUCUUUAUUCAAAAUAA